AUGACGGCCACCGAGCAGCCGCCAGCACAGCAGGCGCCCGCCUUUCCCCUGCCGCGCAUCUUGACCUACCAAUCUUCCUCCUCGUCCUCCCCCUCGUCACCACCUCCCACCCUCGUUGCCCAGGGUGCCGAGGCCCGUGUCUACCGCACGACCUACUUGGAGCCCGACCGCCCCUGCGCCCUCAAGUACCGUCCGCCCAAACCAUACCGGCACCCCGUUCUGGACGCCCGUCUGACCCGCCAGCGGAUCCUGGCCGAGGCGCGCAUUCUGCACAAGUGCCGCCGCGAGGGCGUACCCGUGCCGGCGCUGUAUGCGGUGGAUGUCGAGGAGGACGGCGCAGACGGGCGGACGAAUGGAGGGAGUCUGUUGACGGAGUGGAUCGAGGGCGGGCCGGUGCGGGCGCGGCUGAAUGCGUGGUUGGCGACCAAGCCUGUGCCGUCCGCCGACACAGGCGCGGAUACGAACACCGUCGUCGGCGGGGAGGAGGACCUCGCGCAGCUCCGCGCGGACCCGUCGCUGCAGGCCCUCCUCCGGCGAAUGGGCACGGCCGUGGGCAGUCUGCACCGCGUGGGCGUUGUGCAUGGUGAUUUGACGACGAGCAACCUGAUGCUGCGGACGGUCGAUGCGAGUGCGGCGGGCGACACCAGUGGGACGACCGACGGCGCGACGGCACCGUCGCUGGACGGGGACAUCGUGAUGAUCGAUUUCGGCCUGGCGAGCCAGAGCUCGUCGGAUGAGGACCGGGCGGUGGACCUGUACGUGCUGGAGCGGGCGUUUGGGAGCACGCACCCGCGGGCGGAGGCGCUGUUUGAGGAGGUGAUCAAGGCGUACGGCCGAGCGUUUAAGCAGUCUGGGCCGGUGCUGCGGAAACUGGAGGACGUGCGGAUGCGAGGGCGGAAGCGAAGCAUGCUUGGGUGA
This is a messenger RNA of Sporothrix brasiliensis 5110, 918 nucleotides long. RefSeq names its product TP53 regulating kinase. Lineage: Eukaryota; Fungi; Ascomycota; Sordariomycetes; Ophiostomatales; Ophiostomataceae. Gene Ontology annotation, cellular component: cytosol; nucleus; EKC/KEOPS complex. The record is from RefSeq and is a predicted model, not a curated record. Gene Ontology annotation, biological process: protein phosphorylation. The transcript has a single exon. Gene Ontology annotation, molecular function: protein serine/threonine kinase activity; ATP binding. The coding region runs from base 1 to 918 and encodes 305 amino acids.